Lathyrus oleraceus (garden pea) is the source of this 783-nucleotide messenger RNA. Its product is annotated as paired amphipathic helix protein Sin3-like 3. The coding region runs from base 86 to 577 and encodes 163 amino acids. Gene Ontology annotation, biological process: negative regulation of transcription by RNA polymerase II. NCBI's taxonomy places the organism in Eukaryota, Viridiplantae, Streptophyta, Magnoliopsida, Fabales, Fabaceae. Gene Ontology annotation, cellular component: chromatin; histone deacetylase complex. The record is from RefSeq and is a predicted model, not a curated record. Gene Ontology annotation, molecular function: transcription corepressor activity. The transcript has 6 exons.
GUUUUUUUAUUUUCUUUUUGAAUUUUAUACUGAACAAUCUCCUUUUUUUUUCAUAGUCGCCAUAUUUUCGCUGUUAGUUUUGAAGAUGACAAAGAAAAUUAGAGGAUCAGGUACAAAGAAACCAAUAAUCAAUGGUGAUUCCAAGAUAUAUCUCAAAGAAAUAAAGAUUGCAUUUAAAGAUGAGAAACAUAAGUACCAUGAAUUUCUAAUGAUUAUGAAAGAUUUUCAAAGAAGAAGGAUUGAUAUACAAAGUGUGAUGGCAAAAGUGAAGAAGUUGUUGAAAUGUCAUGAAGAAUUAUUAUUAAAAUUUAAUAACUUUUUGCCUGAUGGAUUAGAAAUCAAACCUCCAAUAAAGAAGCCAAAGAUGCCUGAAGUGAAUAAAGAAAAAGCUGAAAAAUAUUUAUGCAAAGUGAAGACUCGAUUUCGACGUCAACCUCAUGUAUACGAUUUAUUUCUAGAGAUAUUGAGUAUGUACAAAAACAAAGAUAAGAGUCUUGAGGAGCUGUAUGAAAUGGUUACUUCACUUUUUAAAGACCAUUCUGAUCUCGUCAAUGGAUUUAUUGAUUUUCUUCCAUGACAUAGCUCGUGAUGCAUAUUAAUUACCUUUCUUUGGGAAAGUACUUUGUAAUGAGUUAAUAAAUGCCUAUGAUUAUGUUGGGGAUAUUAUUUUAUUUUAUUGUAUUUAAUUUUAAUGUUUGUAGUUUGAGACAUGUUGUAAGCAAACGUUUCAACAAGAUUUUAUCAAUUUAGUUUAAAAUUUUGAGUAAAAAGAUGAAUUUUAUA